This is a messenger RNA of Psilocybe cubensis, 1458 nucleotides long. RefSeq lists its product as uncharacterized. The record is from RefSeq and is a predicted model, not a curated record. The transcript is spliced from 4 exons. Lineage: Eukaryota; Fungi; Basidiomycota; Agaricomycetes; Agaricales; Agrocybaceae. The coding region runs from base 1 to 1458 and encodes 485 amino acids.
AUGACGCUUGCGGACACACUCACUUGGCAUCGCUACUUUGUCCUCUCUCGAACUCGCCCCCUUCCCUACAACACCAUCAAAAUAAACCACCCUGCUCCAGAGGAAGACUGUGCCGAUGACAUCAGCGCCAUAGUUUUCCGCGAUGCAUACGAAGAUGGUUCGCUCGACUACGAUCAUUCUUCGCUCGCAUCUAUUCCGGACCACAUCUCUCGAGAUGUGGUCGAAUAUAUCCAUACCCCCAUCGUCGACCAUAGCUCUCCUAUUGUCGACCUCGUUGGCUCUGUCCUCGAUUUCGUCGGUGACGUGGAGGUGACACAAUUCUUUGGCCCCAUCAAUCGCCAAAACGAAGUCGUUGCCCCCACGAUCGAUCUGGUUGAAGAGCCCACUGUAGUCUUUCCCGCUGCUGCUCCUGUUGAAGCCGUCGAAGUCGGUCGGGCAGCAGAAGAAGAUAUUACUGGACAUCCCAGCGCAUCGCCCAUCGAGUCCAAGUCGUAUGAAGAAGACGACAGCGACCUGGGAGACAUCAUCGAUGGAUACUACUCUACGUCGUUGGCUGAUAAGAAGGGAUGCCUAUACGUGUCUCUUCCGUACAAAGUAGCCAAUGUCAUCUCCGAGCCGGAACCAGUCAAGGUUCAAAUCGCCAAACCAGCUGCCUUUAAGCUUGCAGCUUUUGGCUCUAUCCCGUUAUUAGACCAGAACCUUAUCGACGAAUUCAUCCAGACGCAAGGAGCACCUCGUCGCAAACAGCGCGCUGACGAUGUCGGCGUUCGAUGCAAUGGAUGCCACAGCGACAUCGUCAAGGAGGUUAUCGAAGAAUACCUCAAGGUCCUAUCCAAGCACAACCUCGAAAACCGCAUCGACGAAAUCGAUAUCGCUGGGGUGUUGUCGGAGGAUUGCAAAUGUUCAGUCAUAGAUUCUUCGUCAUCGGGAUUGGUGUGUUCAGCUAUCGGUUCGUCAUCUUCAGAGUCUGGUUGUUCUGUCAUGGGUGUUUCGCAUUCAGACAACUCCAGCUCUCCCACCACCCCCAAUCAUAUCCAAGCUGCUUGUAUCUCUGCUGACGCUGAACCCGACAAGCACCACAAAGUCAUUGCCGCCACCUCUGCUAAUUCUACCCCUGUUACGGCCUUUCACACCUCUCCUACCAUCGCUACUCCCAAGUGUCAAACCCCAACAUUGCUCAUCCGUUACAGGUUAAACUCCGAAUACCGUCGCUUUUAUACUUCCUCUCGGCCAUCAGGCAUCCCUGUGAGGCAGAGGACCCAGUCUCAAGCACUCUCCCAAUCAUCUUCUCAAUCCACACCUCCUCGCCCUCCCUUUGCACCUGCUCACUUUGUCAUGCGAUGGCUUAACGGCAUGCCUCAUGGCUCUAUUUCUAGCCCAACCAACAUCCGUGCCAAUUCCCAUUCUCCAAUUCCAGGAUCGCCUCCCUCUUCGCUGCGUUCUAUCGGAAAGAUAUAA